AUGAAUCAAAGCCCUGGCAGCGAUUCUGAAGACUUAACCUCGUCAACAGAGGACAUAAUUUACGAACAGAACUUACCGGAACAAGAUGACGAUGAGGAGCCGGCACAAAGUCAACACAAGGAGAAAAUCAAAGCGCUCAGGUCGAAGAUUAAAGAAGACAGAAAUAACAAUUUUGUACACCUAGAACGCAACGACGACGCAUUCCUUCUCCUCUUUCUCCGAGCUCGCUAUUUCAGAGUGCCGGCAUCUUAUCAACUUCUGUGCAAUUAUAAGGAAUUCCGUGCCAAGAAUGCCUCCGUUUUUCAAAACCUCACCGCCUGGAGAUUACAUCAUGUUAUUGAGGACGGUUUUCCUUGUGUCUUACCGUACAAUAAUCAGAACGGAGCUAAAAUGAUGGUUAUAUUUGCUGGCGGGUGGGACACCGAAACUUAUGGCUCGGUAGAUAUUUUGAAAGCUUUUAUUCUAAGCAUGGAACGCUUGAUAGAGGACAAAGACGUUCAAAGAAAUGGAAUAAUAAUUAUUGCCGAUUUUUCGGGAUGGACGACCACUCACACAUCCCAAUUGUCUGUUUCUUUCAUUCGUCAAGUUUGCUGUAUGCUUCAGGUAAGGGAGCUCCGCAUAAGAUCCUCUAUAAUCGGUUUCUUUAUGAUGUUUCUCCUUGUAUAAGUUUAGUAGUAGAACGAUCGAGAAGAAACGGAAAAAGAAUAAUCAAUCACGUUUACCGAAUAUUUCUGCUUUGAUGGGCACCUUAAUUACUAUUGUUUCUGUGAAAGGAUAGCAUAUAUAUAAAUGUCAAAAAUUGUGAAAGGAUUAUGUUAUCCGGAUUUUUGUAAUUUAGUUACAAUUUCAUUGUUGACGAACCUCUGUAAAUACUUCAAUGCUGCUAAAUGUUCUUAAAUUGUUUUAAUUAAGCGUUAAUUUGUCCAGCAACUGCAGCCUUAGGGACUCUGAAGGUAGUUCUGACUCGAUGACUCUGCAAUGUACGGAACGAACCGGGUCUGAAACUUAGUAGGGCGCGGCCUACACUUGCAGUGUGAUCUGUGUUUAAAAAAAGCCCAUUGACUCCAAAUUAAAGAAACAAAGAAGAUGUUUUUAAACAGGGUGUUAUAUUUGGGCCACAAAAAUGUUCUCUUGUCUUCACAGGUAGCCCCAGCUCGAAAUCUAAGCAUCGGCGAACAUCGACAUUGUUGCAUAACAUUCGAAAUAUAAGGAUUUAUAAGGGAAAAAACCCAUCGUUUCCGUAACCUACGAAAAUGAAAGGAUUUCAAUAAAAAACAGCUUACCUUACAUAAAAUGUGUGUUACAUGUCUCCUGUGUGGUCCAUGGGCCGAUUUAUGGCCGUUUUAUCAGGGUUGUACUGUAAACGGUUUUCUUUCUGUAUAAAGGUUUAAAGGUUUAGAGAGAAAACCGCUGUUUACAGUACAACCCAUAAAACGGCCAUAAAUCGGCCCACACACAGGAGAGACAGUAACACACAUUUUAUGUAAGGUAAGCUGUUUUUUAUUGAAAUCCUUUCAUUUUCGUCUGUUACUGAAACGAUAGGUUUUUUUUCCCAUACAAAUCCUUAUAUUUCGAAUGUUACGCAACAAUGUCGAUGUUCGCCAAUGCUCAUAUUUCUAGCUUGGGCUACCUGUGUUGUCUUAAACAGGGUAGCGAGAUUUUCAAAAAAGUCAUGGUUUGGGGGCACCAAACUUCCCUUCAAUCCCGCCUCCUCCACCCCCCUCCGGGUUCGCAGUAAGAGCCCUGACCUUGCAGCAGUCACUAUAGUUACCCGUUUCUUACGUAACUAUCCAUUGCCCUAUUCAUACCAAAAUAAUAAAACAGAAAAAAUAAAAGCACAAGUUAAACCUUAUUCAUUCGAUCAGCGGCAAUUUUUCUUUUUUGGAUUUCAUCUUGUAAAAGGAGUUCGCGGCGGUUGUAUCGCACUUUAAAAAUGCUUGCUCGUUUGAGUUUUUCUAUGGAGGGAUUUUCCAUAUCAAUUCUUGUCAUUUGCUGGCUAAUUUAAAGCCAAACACACAAUGUUAAGAAGCGUCCACAGAUAAGCAAAAAGCCAAUCUCUCAAGGACGUCUCGCAUCGGGAGUCUGGGUGCGAUAUGAGCCGAGAGCCCUGAAGCUUGGAGGGUUGGGUAUCCUGUUUAACUUGACAAAAUCUGUAGAUUUUGAUGAUUCGGAAGGGAAGCGAGAGGAAUUUUGUUCAGGUCUGGGCUGGCGUUCUAUUAAUAAGGGAAUUUUUGUCCCUGGUGUUAUUUGCUGGUGCUGACGUCGUUCUCUUAGCUUUUCGCUAGGACAUUGAACCACAUGUCUAUUAAGUAAAUAAUUUUCUGUCCUUAAUUUUGUAGGAUCACUACCCAGCAAGGUUUCUUGGUUUCCAUUUUGUGAACGAGCCCUGGUAUGUGAGAGCUGUUCUGACUUUACUGAAACCAUUUAUUGAAACAAAGAUCUGGAAACGGGUGAGUAACAACUCUAUGGCGAUACGCGCUAGGAACAAAUCCUUUUCAUUAAAGUAAUCUUUUCUCAAAGGGCUAAGCCUGCGAAUAGGUGUGUUCGAAGCAUAUGACUGACUGGCAAUAACUCUCACUAGGAUACCUAGAACAAAAAGAUUUUUAAAUAAAUAUUGGGGUCUUCUUGUGCCUUAACGUUUAUUUAUCUUCACUUGUCACGUGAACAAAAAUUGAAAAUGAAGGACAUUGGCGAAUUGGCGGCGAAUUUACUUUGUUUGGUUAAAUAAAUUGGCAUUUCUGAUAGAGGAUAAACAUACCCAACUUUCUACGUUUGGAAUGAAUGUACGCGUAGUGCAAAUUUAAAGUUUUGAAUAAUUCAAGGUUAGAUUUGGGCAUUUAAAAUGAUGUUUUCCCUCAUAAUGUUUUUAUUGAAGUGCAAUGGACAGUCAUUCCAAAGGUAAAGUGUUAGAAAUUAAUAUUUAAUAUGAAUCAGAAAAUUGUUAUUGCUUGAUUUCUUUUCUUAAACCCGUCACUUAUUUGUCAAUUGUUUAAGAUUUUUUUUUUGAUCAAUCGUCACGUGAUAAAUCAGGUCACUUAUUAACACGAUAUUUAUACUUUAAAAUGUUAGGGGCGACGAGUUUUUCAUGCCAAAUUUUUAUCGAAAUUUUGCAGUUAGUACGCAGCUCUUGAAAACCUCUUUGGAUGGAGUCAUUGUGAUAUUUCUUUGUCUAUUGUUUUCACUGUGAGGCCUUGUAAAAAUAAUUUUUGAACCGCAUCGAACAGCUAAGGGACUUUGACUAUGCCAAGCUAAGGGAUAAAGAGAAUGGUUUUUUUUUUUGCUGGAACGGGAAAAAAGAAUUUUGCUGUCAACGUGUGUUUCAAACUCUCUGAGGGUCAUACAGGGGUAUUCCCGUGAUGCGUGACUAGCUGAUUUUUAUUUUCCGUCAAACGUGAAUUUAAUAAAUUAUUCUUCGUGAUCCGUGAUCUGAAGGUUUUGGGUGACCCGUGAAGAACUUGAAUUAUAAACCUAUGUUCUUGAUUUCACCACUCUAUUUGGCGUGAUUUUGAGAUGCACUUUCGAAACCAUAUUCUAUUAAAUUGAGGAGCUGUCCACACUCGUACCCCGGAAUCAGUGCCUUGGCAAAGGAACAUAAUAGCCUUGUGUUCACACCUUGAGUAUCCUAUAUGUGACUGUGUACAUAGUUACUCCAUUUCGGCCUGUCAGACGUCAUUUUGAAACUUGAGCUUAGCAGCGAGUACUAAGCAGUGGGCUGCCCCAGAACUAACGGUGUGUACACAGGGACGCGGUGUCCUGUUUUGUGCCCGAGUACAAGGACUCGACAUUGUAUCCGGGCAUCGACACUGUGCCAAAAUUCUAGCUCGGGUCUAUUAAAAACGGUGUGUUCACAUUAGUGCAUAGCGACUACCGUUACUCGGCCACUGUGCCCGGGUACCAACUGUGAACGCUGCCUAUGUUUUAGACCAAAAGAUGUUCCGAGGACAGUGGACGAUAAUGAACAAUUGCCUCUAGAUAGUCGCAAAGUUGUUGAAAAACCGAUGCAUUAAUGCCAUUACACCUGCAAUACACCGGCACAGUUUUUGCAGGAUAGCCGGCUGGCCAUGAACUGUCGUUUCGCACACUUAUAGUAAACUUACGCAACAGAACGGAAGAAAAACGACGACGGAGAAACGUUUACGCGUUACGAACGUGACAGGACUAUUACGUGCGUGUUUUGUCGUGAUCUUUACUUGAUGUUACUGUGUUCUGGUAUUUUACAAAAAGGUCUUGAGUUUGUCCCAUAAGGUUUGCCGUCUUCUUUCCUCUGCCGUCCUAGUGGACGAGCGAAAAAAGCGACUAGCGCCUGGGCGUCCUGAAAAAACCGUUUCUCGUGUCAAAAUGUCAAAAGGUGCGGUGUAGGAGAGUUUCACUCGCUUGACAUGUGUGUUAGACUUUGCGCGCGCGAAGCCAAAUGAUUGACAUAAGUGUUAAAGUAAACUCACACAAUUGACCAAUCAUAGGGUAUACCAGGAGCUGGUAUACCAAAAUGAGCUACUGAAAACAAUGCUUACAGGGUCCACCACUCCGUCUCUCCCCAGCCCCCUCGCAGUUUUCGCGCAACUUUUCUCGAUCCACUUUCCCCACUAUCUUGGAGCCAGCCGGAACAGACUACUGCCGUCCUAUUGCGUAAGAUCUAUUAUGAGAUAAGACUUUACUCUGUCAGUCAAUAUUCUGCCAAAAGUGGAAAAUUCUUCACGCGCUAUCUUUUCUUUACUUUUUGCCUUUUUCAAAUUUCAGAUUCACGUGCAUGGAAACAACAUGGCAAGUCUUCACGAUCAUUGUGAUCAAGAAAAGCUGCCAGCGGAAUUCGGGGGAAAUAAACCGUCGGUGAACCGUGAAUACUGGGCACGAGUGCUCCUUGAUUCUGAGAGGUCAAGCAGAGAUCACGUGUAUGGCGAGAAUCCAUUUAAGUGCUUACUCGAUUCAAAUCAAUCUGAAUAUGACUGGGGAACUGAAGAGAUCCCUCAUGUCAUUACAACGUGA
Porites evermanni is the source of this 4983-nucleotide messenger RNA. NCBI's taxonomy places the organism in Eukaryota, Metazoa, Cnidaria, Anthozoa, Scleractinia, Poritidae. The record is from the annotation of a GenBank genome assembly.